UUUGCCAAGCAUUUAGAAUGUGUUUAUCACACAGUGCUAAGUUCUGCUGAAGACUUGGUUAUUGCAGGAAUAAUUUUUUAUUUGAAUUAGCUAACAUUCAAAUAAUUGUCUUCGCACAGAACAGAUGACUGAAAAAUGGGAAUCAUAAUAUGUGGUAAAUAAUUGCACAAACAUGAAAACUGUGGAUACACAAGAUAUACUACAGUAUUCAUGUUAUACACAUUGGUGAAACUACCACCAUACUAUCACUGUAAGAGGCAAAGUGUGCAUUUGUGAUGUACUGUAAAUUCAUAAUUCCCAGUUACAACUAGUGGAAUCUGAUCAGCCCUUUAGUCAAGACUUAAUCGUGAAAAACAUAUAUCUCUUGUGAGACUUUACUGAGCUGUGUCAGUCACCAUAUGAGAGCUUUUACAUCAUCUUAUGUAGAAUCAGGAUGCGGUAAUAUAAAAUGCUGUAGUGUUGCUGUGGUACUCUUUAGGUGUUGUAUUUCUCUCUGUAUGGAAUGUCUCUCAGAGCAAUGAUGUGCAGACAUCUCCAGUGAUCCUGUUCCUCUCUACUCCCACUUACAAGCCCCUACUGUGAAAUGGAGAUGUACUGCCUGGACUCUCUUUCCAACAUCUCAGAACAGCACGGCAUGUUCUGUAACAUCACGUUGCUAAACGUCACAGGAAAUGACUCUGGGACCAAAUCCAUCGAGGACCUCCUACUGGAAUUUCUAGGGCCGAAGCGUUCUCCCGUCUUCCUCCCUAUCACCCUGGUUUACCUGCUCAUCUUCUUUCUUGGCGUGUCUGGCAACCUUCUCACAUGCGCAGUGAUUUCCAAACACAAGAAGAUGCGUACCACCACCAACCUGUUCCUGUUCAGCCUGGCUGUGUCGGACCUCCUUGUGCUCCUCUUUGGGAUGCCCCUGGAGAUCUACGACAUGUGGCAGAACUACCCCUUCCCAUUCGGCGAGGGAGUCUGCUACUUCAAGAUUUUCCUCCUUGAGACCGUCUGCUUCGCUUCCAUCCUAAAUGUGACAGUGCUGAGUGCGGAGAGGUACAUCGCCGUGGUCCAUCCACUAAAAAUACGCUAUGUCUCCACCAACAAGCAUGCCAAGCAUGUCAUCAGUGCCGUAUGGGUGGUGUCCCUGGUCUGUGCCAUCCCCAACACCUCCCUGCAUGGCAUCUACUACUUGAAUCUCCCGGAGAAGGUGGCAGAGUCAGCCAUAUGCAGUUUGAUAGGGGCCCCGUGGAUCUAUAACCUGGUGAUCCUGAUCACCACUGCGUGCUUCUAUAUUGUGCCCAUGACGGUGAUGAGCGGUCUGUACCUAGUGAUGGGCAUCCAGCUGGGCAGGGAGCGACACCUUUCCCAGGGAACGAUGAGGAAGAACUGUAGCACCAACACCAACUGGAGAAUCCACGUAGAGCGAGGGCGUAGGAGACAAGCCACCAAGAUGCUUGCUGUGGUCGUGCUGGUGUUUUCCAUCUGCUGGGCGCCUUUCCAUAUCGACCGGCUCUUGUGGAGCUGCAUCAUGCAGUGGUCUGUCUGGACAGACCUCAACCAAACUGUGUACCAGUGUGUGCACCUCCUUUCCGGCAUCCUCUUCUACCUCAGCUCUGCAGUCAACCCCGUUAUCUACAACAUGCUCUCCACACGCUUUCGGGAAUGCUUCUGGGAUCUUAUCUGCAGACAUACGAAAGACACCACCUCUAGAAAAGACUGCCCACCCUUCGCCAAAAUCCUGCUGGUUCCCUCUGGCCCAGUUCCUAAUUCCCAGGCCAGUCCCAGGGACCACAACUCCCUCACUUCCCUGUUAUCUCCAAUUGGGACUGGGAGCACAGAGAUCACAACACUGACAUGUGAACAUUCCUGUGUGGUAGACUCUGACUUCACUGCUACUGCUUUUUAAUCAUAUUUAAUAU
Salvelinus fontinalis (brook trout) is the source of this 1904-nucleotide messenger RNA. Its product is annotated as neuromedin-U receptor 2-like. The transcript is spliced from 2 exons. The record is from RefSeq and is a predicted model, not a curated record. Lineage: Eukaryota; Metazoa; Chordata; Actinopteri; Salmoniformes; Salmonidae. Gene Ontology annotation, biological process: G protein-coupled receptor signaling pathway. Gene Ontology annotation, cellular component: plasma membrane. The coding region runs from base 584 to 1891 and encodes 435 amino acids. Gene Ontology annotation, molecular function: neuromedin U receptor activity.